Messenger RNA from Hibiscus syriacus, 1363 nucleotides. Its product is annotated as E3 ubiquitin-protein ligase ATL4-like. The coding region runs from base 94 to 1128 and encodes 344 amino acids. Lineage: Eukaryota; Viridiplantae; Streptophyta; Magnoliopsida; Malvales; Malvaceae. The record is from RefSeq and is a predicted model, not a curated record. The transcript has a single exon.
ACUUUAUUUCAAUUAAAUGCUGUCUCAAAAUUAACCCAACAAAACCACCUUCUCCUUCUCAAACAUCUCUUAUUCCAUAGCAUAUACAUUUCUAUGGCGUCGAUGUCCUCGUCGCCGCCUCUGUUAUACGGCGUACUCGGAGGACCUGUCCCCGCCGUAGAAGUUAAUGGAAGUGAACGCUCGCAUUCCUCGUCUUCUUCAAUUGAAAGUGGGAAGUCGAGUAUUAUAAUAAUAAUUUUGAUCCUAUCCAUUACGCUGCUUGUUUCGGUUUCUCUCUGUCUUCUUUUGCGGCAAUUGAACCGGCGUUGCUUGCGUCACCUAUCUCGUUCGUCGACUUCUACAAUCAUCGCCUCUGCCUCCAGCCACCACCACCACCGUGUCAGUCCGGAGCAAUCGCCGACGGCUUUGUUGCUUGAUUCUCUUCCUCUUUUCACUUUCUCUUCCAUUACUAGCCGCUCCAAUAACAAUUCGAAGACCGGAGAUUGUGCUGUUUGUUUAUCGAAGUUUGAACCGGAGGAUCAAUUGAGGCUGCUCCCUCUCUGUUGCCACGCGUUCCACUCUCAUUGCAUUGAUACGUGGCUUAGCUCGAACCAGACUUGUCCUCUAUGCCGCUCGCCUCUGUUUGCUUCCGAGUCGGAUCUCAUCAAGUCAUUGCUUCAGUCGUCUAAUGCGACUGAACCGAUCGGAAGUGGCCGCAGAGAUAGUUUCCAGGUCGAGAUCGGCUCCGUAAGUCUCCGACGACAACCAGGAUCUGAAUCGGGUGAGCAAAGAAGGUCUUACUCCCUCGGCUCAUUUGAUUACAUAAUAGAGGAAGAAACAGAGGUGACCAGGAAUCAAACGCAUCAAAGAAACGUGUCCUAUAAGGAAGAGGUCGCCGGUGCUGAGGCAGCUUCGGAAGCGAGCCUCGCCGCAGAGGUCGCUACCGGAAGGAAUUGGCUAAAGGAAUACCUUGAUAGGCUCUCAUCUUCGUUCUCGUCUCGUGCGUUAUCUUUUCGUAGUUCAGGCAGGUUCUUUACGGGGAGCAGUCGCCGAAGCGAUUUCGCCGGCUCAGUCGGAGAUUAUGACGUGGAAGCCAAUCGCAUCGGCGAGGAAAUCAGCGAAAUGUUUCGGUGGUUUUCAGGUGUAUAAUAGUAAAAAUCUUAUUCGAACUUUGACGUAGGGACAUACCCGCCGUUUUCUGCUUUUCGUUUUGAUUAGUUUACCUUACUCUACCUUUUGCUCAUUCCACUCUUUUCCGGAUCGAGAAUAUCGUAAUUCGUAUACGUCAGAUAGUGAGCAAAAAGUUUAAGAAAUAGAGUGGACAUAGCAAAAUUUCUGAGUGCAGGCGUUUUACUUUUUACCGAUUUACCCGCUGUAGAUAAAG